Molecule: messenger RNA, 336 nt
Organism: Prorocentrum cordatum
Lineage: Eukaryota; Dinophyceae; Prorocentrales; Prorocentraceae
Source: the annotation of a GenBank genome assembly
AUGGAAGGGCUCGGCGACGCGUGCUCGCUCGCCUCGAGCGAUUCCGGGGCCGCCAGGGGGAGCGACGAGGUGGACACCGAGGCGCUGCUCGAGGCCUGCUCGCAGGGCGACCUCCGCGUGGCCGAAGAGCUCUGCGGCAGGGGCGCCGACCCCCUCGCCGCGAACGGCGAGGGGGUCACCCCGCUGCUGGCCGCGGCCUUCGGUGGGCACGCGCCCGUCGUGCGGAUGCUCUGCGGGCGCGGCGCCGACGUGGACCAGGCAGACCCUGAGGGCUGGACGCCAGUGUACGCGGCGGCAUUCGGGGGCCACGAGGCCGUCGUCCGUGCCCUCUUGCAG